This is a messenger RNA of Hippocampus comes (tiger tail seahorse), 2465 nucleotides long. RefSeq names its product dehydrogenase/reductase 11a (gene dhrs11a). Bases 248 to 1015 code for a protein of 255 amino acids. Lineage: Eukaryota; Metazoa; Chordata; Actinopteri; Syngnathiformes; Syngnathidae. The record is from RefSeq and is a predicted model, not a curated record. The transcript is spliced from 7 exons. Gene Ontology annotation, molecular function: oxidoreductase activity.
CGGCGACGUGAAGCAAACAUUAAACACGAUCAGGGCUCAUGUCAUUCAGAGGAGCGCAUGGAUCUUCCUUCACCCAACGGUGCCACCCCGCAUUUGGAUGCUGCGUACUCAGGCAGUAUCUUGAAACAUCCUAGAAAUUGAGGGCGGCGUACAUUCCACCAAAAUACGUCAUAGUGUCUGUCGGAACCAGCCGGAACGAAAAUCCUACGGUUCCUGUCCAGUGCCGGCGAGUGCUGCGUUGUUGGCGAUGGAGCGGUGGAAAGGCAGAGUGGCCCUGGUGACCGGAGCUUCGGUGGGCAUUGGAGCGGCUGUGACCAGGGCACUCGUCCAACAAGGCAUGAGGGUGGUCGGCUGUGCCAGGAAUGUCGACAAAAUUGAGAAGCUCGCGGCAGAAUGUCAGAGCGCAGGAUACAGCGGCACACUGAUCCCCUACAAGUGUGACCUGUCUAACGAGGAGGAGAUCCUCUCCAUGUUUUCAGCCAUCAAAACGCUCCACAAGGGUGUUGACGUGUGCAUCAACAACGCCGGGCUGGCCCACAAUGAACCCCUGCUCAGUGGGAAAACAGAAGGCUGGAGGAAUAUGAUCGAUGUGAAUGUCCUAGCAUUGUCCAUCUGCACCCGGGAGGCUUACAAAUCAAUGAAGGAGAGGAAUGUAGAUGACGGUCACAUCAUCAAUAUCAACAGUAUGAGCGGGCAUCGAUUGGUCCCAAGUGCUGACAAGCAUUUCUACUCUGCCACCAAAUAUGCGGUGACCGCUCUGACUGAGGGAAUAAGGCAAGAACUAAGGGAAGCAAACACCCACAUCAGAGCCACUUGUAUAUCACCUGGGAUAGUGGAGACUGAAUUUGCAUUCCGACACCAUAACAAUGACCCAGAGAAAGCAGCUGCUGUAUACGAGAGUAUUAAAUGUUUAAAAGCAGACGACAUUGCAAACGCGGUCACAUUUGUCCUCAGUGCCCCUCCUCAUGUCCAGAUUGGAGAUAUUCAGAUGAGGCCAGUCGAGCAGGUGUCCUAGCAGUGAAACGGUAGCAAGACCUGCAGGAGGAGCCCAAAAUUCAGCAGCCACGGUGACUCAUUAGCGACCUCUGCUGAGUGCGGGUGGAAGUUGGGUUGAAGUAAUAAAUCGGCUACAUUGGUUUUGGGUGUGGAGGAACUCGAGGAGUCAAGGAGGCUUGGAGGUCAGGGUGUGGACUAAAACCACGGUGAAAAUACUACUGAAUGCAGCCACCGUUUGUUUGUUCACGGAGUCGACUCCCAAGUAUAACAGGAGUCCAUGCUGCGCUGUGUGGACAUUCAUAUGACCAUAACUUUGCAAGAAGACUAUGCUAUUUGACUGCACAUUUUUUUUUCAUAUUACAUAUCUAUUUAAAAUUAAAUGGAAAUGGUAAUUGUGUAUCGAUAUUAAUUAUUUUUUAUUAUUUUUAUAAUUAUGUUGACCUCCUGAUUGAUGAUAGGCAGAUCUGCUGUCAUAGAAAAAUAACCCUAGAGUGUACUGUGGUGUUUUCACUUUAUUUAUCUAUUUAGCAUUCUGUAAGACCUGGCACCUGUACUUACAAUGUCGACAUAUUCACUUAAUUUUUGAUUUAAAUCUGUCCACUUUUUGCUCCUACGUGUGGAGUCAAAAAAGAAGAAAAUAUACAUAGUAAUAAUGCAUGUGCAAUUCCUGCAAUCGGACGUUGGAUACCGUAAUUUCUCGAGUAUAAUGCGCAUAGCAAGUACACCCAACAUUGCCCUCUCAUAGCUGGAUUUUCCUUGUACCUGUGUAUAAUAUUGUUGGUAUCCAUGUUCAAAGAAUGAAGUGCAGUAUUAUCCGCACAGUUGGAGCAACCAGUCGUGCACGUGGUAGAACUCCAGUAGAGUACUCGUGCAUGAGAACUCACAUUCCUAAAAUGAGUCGUUGGUGGUAUAUGUUGGCCUCGUUUCGCCGGCUGGUGUUGUGCUGCGUGGCAGGUGGGAGAAGUUGCAACAUUCGCUAGUUUUUGCAGUGUUGCAAGAAGUUUCCAAAGCGAAAUGUUCAGAGGAAGCCAAUUGGGGGACAUUGUUGUAUUGGAAAGUAGGCAGAAUAUAUCAGAUGAACAGGAAGAGAGCAUUAGCUUCACUCAGCGAGUAUCUUGGCAGACACGUAACACGUUCAUCCGUGAUAUGGAAGCCGAACCAGUUCUUUGGAAGGUUAACAAUUUAUUUGAUCAAUUUUUUUGUAUAGACAUUUGUAACAUUAGACAUACAAUAACAUAUAAUUUUGGAAUUAAAUUACACCUUUCCCCCCCACAAUCCUUUGGUACCAGUAUACAUCUACGCAAUAUGACUUUUUUUUUUUGUUUUCCAUUUUCCUUGUAUCUAUUUAUUGUACUGACCAUGGAUUUUUUGAAUGACAUUUUUUGAAUUUAAAAAAUGGGAUUAUACUCAAGAAAUUAUGGUAACUUCUGUCCUGCACUUUGAAUUAAAUAAUUGCUCAUGAGUUAUUU